Molecule: messenger RNA, 600 nt
Organism: Phaedon cochleariae (mustard beetle)
Lineage: Eukaryota; Metazoa; Arthropoda; Insecta; Coleoptera; Chrysomelidae
Source: the annotation of a GenBank genome assembly
AUGCGGACCGAUAUUCUUCUUCUUGCCGACGUCAUGGAAAAUUUCCGUGCGUCAUCCCUCAAGACCUAUGGUCUCGAUCCUGCAUGGUAUUACACCAUGCCCGGCUAUACUUGGGAUUGCAUGCUCAAGUAUACUGGGUGUAAGCUGUAUAUCAUCAAAGACAUCUACAUGGUGAUGUUUGUGGAGCAGGCGAUAAGAGGAGGAGUAUCGGUUUGUUGCAAUAGGCGACCUGAAACUGACCCCUCGUCAAAACCCGGCACAUCCGAGGAUCUCUCUCGAGACUCGGACGUGUCUGAUCUGGCCUCGGAUUUCUCGAAGGUUAAGGUGAAAAGGCCCUGUGGUGCUGAAAGGAAGAGGAGGAAGAAAGAGAGGGAAAAGGAAGCAAUCAAAGCGCCUUCGUCCUCUCAGGGAACUUCCUCGAAAUUCCUUGGCGCGAAAACAGUGGCCGAGAGACGGCCUAAGGAUGACCUUAGGGGAGCGCAAGGGAAACCUGGAAGUGGUGGGCCUCAAAGGAGAUCCACUGCAGAAGGUGAGCUGGGGGUCCAAGGAAGACCGAGAAGGAGAGAAGCCAGAGGCGUCCGUAGAAAUGGAUGCCUCUGA